Messenger RNA from Colius striatus (speckled mousebird), 333 nucleotides. Its product is annotated as prostate stem cell antigen-like. Lineage: Eukaryota; Metazoa; Chordata; Aves; Coliiformes; Coliidae. The transcript is spliced from 3 exons. The coding region runs from base 1 to 333 and encodes 110 amino acids. The record is from RefSeq and is a predicted model, not a curated record.
AUGCUUCCAGGUAAAGCUCUGAAAUGCCACAAAUGCAUCGCAGCCAACGAGAACGACUGCAACAAGCAGGGCUCCCACAGCUGCCCCCAGUACGCUGACGCCUGCUCCACCAUCACUGCACCCAACAGCAUCAUCAAGUCCUGCUCCUACAAGUCCUUCUGUGAGCAGGCUCGGCACGGCGGCUCGGGCGCAGCCACCCUGCGCUGCUGCUUCAGCGACGACUGCAACGGGGCUCCCAGGGGCUCCAGGAACGGGGGGGGGGCCACUGCCCUGCACCCCCCCAGCCUGCUGGCCACUGCUCUGCUGGGGAAGCUGCUGCUCAGCUGCCUCUGA